CAGCUAUAAGAUAAGUUGUAACUUAAAGUCAUAACGUCUCAAUAACCAGAAAGCAUGAAUCUGAAUAAAGCGAAUAUUGUUAAUAGUUAAGGUCUUAGUUGUACCACCCCUUUUAAUCUCCCCCCCCCUCCUCAAGCGUGUCGCCAUUCCCUCGCCUAAUCAAGCAGCCCCUCCUCACCUUGCUCAAUCCCCCCCUCUCCCCUCUCUCUCGCACCGAAAACUCCCAGAUAACUCCCAGAUAUUUGUCAAUCGUUUAAACUCUCAUGGUGCCAGUCUGAGAGAAGAAUAUAAAUAUUUCCAGCGCCCUAUAGUUACGGAUACUGUGCCGUGUUAAUAGGCUAGUCACUAGCGUCCCGGGAGUUGACUAGGUUGUUUUUUUUCUCUUUUUCUUGAGUGUGUCAUUCUGCAAAGGACUAAAUAAUCUGGAUUAAGCUGUCUAAAUAAUCUUCUUAAAUCUUCUUGCCACUUAGCACUGGUGAGAGCAGGCUCAAUGUUUAUGGUUCUGUUCACGACAUUAGUCUGCUUUAUUCAAUAAAGCGAACUCGUUUGUGAUAACGGAAGUGACGAAUUCAUCCUGAAACCAUCAUGGAGGAUCUAGAUCAAGGACCAGUGAGAUCACAAUGGGGGAAGCAGAUCGAGUUCGUCUUGACGAUGAUUGGCUACGCUGUUGGCCUUGGCAACGUUUGGAGAUUCCCGUAUUUGUGUUUUAAAAAUGGCGGAGGCGCCUUCCUGAUACCAUACACCUUGUCUCUUAUCUUUCUGGGGAUUCCCCUGUUUGCCUUGGAGUGCGCCUUUGGUCAGUAUGGAGGUAAAGGACCUCUCAGCAUCUGGUCCAUCAACCCGACUUUCAAAGGACUUGGCGUUUCCAUGGUGGUCGCUUCCGUUUUUGUCUUCAUUUACUAUGACGUCAUCAUUGCUUGGGGACUACGUUUUCUGGUGGCGUCCUUUACCUCUGACCUGCCGUGGAUCAAAUGCCACGACUGCUCGUGUCUGCUCUACGACGCCAAGAAUCUCACGGAGGAAAUAGUGGAAGGACUCAAGUACAACAACUCGAUCGGACAAAACUGCACUGAUUUGUCUCUCAACAGUACAGCUGACUCCCCCAGUGAGUUAUAUUACUACAAGGAGAUCCUCCAUGACUCUGGCAGCAUCGAAGAAAGCGGCGACGUCCUUUGGCCUCUGCUUCUGUGCAACCUGUUCGCCUUCCUGGUCAUCUUCCUGGUGCUGUUGAAGGGCAUUGAGACUCUUGGCAAGGUUGUCUACUUCACUGCCACUUUCCCCUACGUCCUGCUGACUAUCCUGCUGAUCAGAUGCGCCAUGCUGGAUGGAGCGUAUGAUGGGGUCUUGUACUACUUGACCCCCAAAUGGGAUCGUUUAUCAGACGCUACAGCGUGGAGUGAUGCUGCUGUCCAGAUUUUUUUCUCUUUGAGCUGUUGUAUGGGUGGCCUGGUUGCCAUGUCAAGUUAUAAUAAAUUUAACAACAACAUUAUAAGAGAUGCCUUCGUGGUACCCAUAGUGAACUGUAUGACAAGUUUCUAUGCCGGGUUCGUGGUGUUCUCAACGCUGGGCUACAUGGCGAAAAUCAAAGGAGUGCCCAUUGAAAAAGUCACAGCUGGAGGUCCAGGUCUGGCGUUCAUAGUCUACCCAGAGGCUAUUGGCAGUAUGCCUGUCUCCACAUUAUGGGCCAUUCUGUUUUUUUUCAUGUUAUGCAUUCUUGGUUUCAGUACACAGUUCUCCGCCGCUGAGACCAUCAUGACGUCUAUCAUUGACGAGUUCCCCAAGUUUUUCAACACCAGAAAGAGGCAGACGAUCUUUCGAAUCGCCGUCUGCAUGAUGGGGUUCAUUCUGGGUAUCCCUAUGGUGACGCAAGGCGGCUCGCAUCUCUUGAAUCUCGUGGACGAGGCGGUGCUGGGGUUUCCCUUGCUGCUGAUUGGCUUGUUUGAAUACAUCGUCAUCAUUUAUUUAUAUGGAUUCAACAAAUUUUCUCAAGACAUCAACGCUAUGCUGGGACGUAACCCAUUCAUAUAUUUCAAAGCCACAUGGAUAGUCAUCUCCCCUGUUCUACUGUUGGCUGUGGUGGUGUUCAAGGCGUAUCAAAUGGAGGACUUCCACCCUGGAUGGGUGGGGCUGCUCUACUAUCUGAUCGUGGUGUUCACCAUGAUGUGGGUGCCGAUUCUUUACUUCCACUACUCUCUGAAGCAUGGACUGUGGGAUAUCAUGAAACCGAAACAAAGUUGGAUCAACAGAAGAAAAUUGUCUGAGCUUAACAAAGAAGACAAAACCUCGGAGGUCAACGACAAGAACACAUUGUUCAUUAAUGAAGCCCCCGGCGACAAAGACAAGCUCUCUUACGUCAACACAGCAUUUGAUGACGACAUCAGCAAACCUCAUGAUCUCAAAGAUGCGGAGAUGGGCAACGGGAACGUAACCGGAAACGGAAGCUUGGCCAAGUCGGCAGACGACAGAAAAGACAGUGCAAACGAGUAUAGUCGUUUGUAGCAAAGAUCGAACACUGAGUACAAAUUAAGUAAGGCAAUAAAUCAAUAUAAUAAACAAAAUGAGGCUAUUUAUAGUGGCUAGAUCAUAACGAUAAAGAGAAUAAAUCUCAACAGCUUUAUAUCUUUUAUCGAGCUAGCAUACAGUGAUAAUAUUGAAUGUUAUUGUCAUGUUUAUUGAACCACUGGUCUAAUGUAUAUACAUGUACAUCGGUUACACAUAGUGAUAUAUUUUAUAAUGAUUCUCCUUAAGUUGUUGUAUUAUGCAAAGCAACAAUUUUAUUAACGCAAAAAAAGAAGUAAUUAAAGCCUUAUAAUCUCUCGUAUUACAUGUUGAAUGAACUAAAUAGCUUCUUGAUAUAUAGUUAGAUUAAAAAGAAUCAAUGGAAGACGAUAUCAAAGACUACAUUGAAUUACAAUGGUCGUACAGAAAAUACGUAAUUUAACAGCCUAUUCUAUUAGAUACAUAUUCACUAAAUAACUUUAAUUUUUUUUUUUAAUUUAUGUGUUUCCCAACCUUUUUCCUUAGCGGAACACUUCACACUGUAGUUGGCACAUUCUCAGUAUUUAACGGAACAUUUUGUUUAUUUUUAGAGAGAUUAAUGUGCGUGAUGGCCUUUACAGUUAUUUAAUCUAGCAGUUCGUUGAACGCCUGUCAGACCUCGCGGAACACAGGGGUUCUCUGGGACACAGUUUCUGAAAGACUGACUUACGGUAUUCUUUUAAUUUGGGACUCUAAUCUACAUGGUUACGUAAAAGACGAUAGAUUAAUGCUGUUUUCUUCACUCAGAUAUGGCAUGGAAUCCAUGUCUUCCUUCAUUAAUAUAUGGGAUGGUGGCGCUAAAUGGUAUAAAAUAGUUUUAUCUUUUUUGAAUAUUUCAUGCUUCUCCUAUUAGAAUUUAAAAACUCGAUCUAAAUAUUAAAUUUUACGAAACGAACUUUUCGUUUUCUUUAAAUGACAUUCUGUAACCCACUAAAUAUAAGUCACUUCCGUUGAGGUCACAUAAGUCUCUCUCUCUAUAUAUAAUGAUUUGUUCAUAUUAUGAAAUGAUAUGGUUUGUUUGGUACAUAGAAUUUUAAUUGCAUAUUUUUAUAUUUGGAAGCUGUGGUUUUCAUAAAUAUGUAUAUAUUUUUUUUUUAUUUCAUAAUUUUCAGUAUAGCCGAAAGAAAUGCCAAGAAUUAUUUUUUAUUUUUUUUAUUUUAGAAAUUAAAUUUGUUGUUGUUUUAAAUUAGAUCUAGUGAAAUUGGUUGUUAUAUGUCCAUGUAUUUCAUCUUUUUUAUUGUGAACUUUAAUACUGCCAAUGUAUGAGACGUAACUGGUAUUUUUAUCAUGUAAAUAAUUUUUCCAGAGUUAUAGAACUUUGUUAUGCAGAAAAGCAUUCUAGAUGUAGGUCAAGGGUGUGCACGCAAUGGAAGUCAAAGGUCACCUCGAUGUGCUUUUGAACGCAUUUGUGGAGCACACUCUUUGGCGAUUUUCUUUUUCUUCAGUAUUUUUUAAAAUAUAUAUUGUGCGUUUGAAAUGCUCUACAACUCUGUCUUUCGUACCUAUUGUACUACCAAAGACGAUACUGGAAUCAUUCCCAAUGUUGAAAAAUACAUUUAAUCAGCUUUGAUGCAGCAAUCUUUUCUGACAGAUUUUUUUCUUAGCACAAUGGACCUCAUUUACCAAUCGUAACAAUCACCAUUUUGCCACGUGGUUCUCUAUAUCUUCUAUGCAAAUUACGCAACCCAUAAAUGCUGUCACGUGAUACACAAUUCCCAUUGUUAUGUCAAUAUGAUCACGUGGCUAAAUGUUUGCUUACGAUUGGUGAAUGGGGGUCCAUUAAAUGCAUAAGUCACGUCCAUGUAUUCUAAUGCGUUUUAACGUCGGGUCAAACUUCAUGCACAUCUUGGUGGAAUGUAUUAUUUUGUCUACUUCUAGGGAAUUGUGAAAUGUCGAGAAAUCCUCAUUGAAACUCAAAACAAGCUAAUAUUCAACAUGUUUUCCACCAUUUGUAAAACAAUUAAAAAAACAACAACCACGAGAUAUGAGAAAAUAUGGACAGCAGCGGAAAUAGAAAUAUAUUACACAUCUAUAUAUCAGUAAAGAGAAAUAAAAUUAAACUUUGACAAUAUCAAAACAAAGUAGCCUAUAUUUUAAGUUCUACAGUGUUUGGGUUCAAAUCUUAGUGUAGAAAUUAUGUCCGUUAAAAGUUUAUUUUUUGAUUGUCUGAAUUCCUUUACGUUUCUACACUGUAAGGAAAUUUUUUGCCGCGUUUUUUACUGUCCGUCCAAACAAAUUAUUCGAUGGUCACCUAUGACGUGGUGUGAUCACCUGUGAUUUUUUUUUCCUGGCACCAGUUGUCACAACUUAGCCCGUGUGGGUCAUUUUUUAAAAAUUAAACCGUUUAAUACACCUCCUACUUUCAACGAUCACGCAUGUAAUAGAGUUGAAUUUUGAAACAUAGGUCAGUGCAGUUGCUAUGUGAAGUCACAAUUUAAAAAAAAAAAACGCAAACUCAUCGAUGUAGUAAUUUUUUAAAAAAAUAUGAAAUGUAAGAGUUAAACUUUUGCAUAAAAUCUGAUUAAAUAUAAGUUUUUUUUUCUUUUCUUUA
Biomphalaria glabrata is the source of this 5089-nucleotide messenger RNA. RefSeq names its product sodium- and chloride-dependent glycine transporter 2-like. Gene Ontology annotation, cellular component: membrane. The transcript has 15 exons. NCBI's taxonomy places the organism in Eukaryota, Metazoa, Mollusca, Gastropoda, Planorbidae. Gene Ontology annotation, biological process: sodium ion transmembrane transport. Bases 586 to 2499 code for a protein of 637 amino acids. The record is from RefSeq and is a predicted model, not a curated record.